Laccaria bicolor S238N-H82 is the source of this 2946-nucleotide messenger RNA. RefSeq lists its product as uncharacterized. The record is from RefSeq and is a predicted model, not a curated record. NCBI's taxonomy places the organism in Eukaryota, Fungi, Basidiomycota, Agaricomycetes, Agaricales, Hydnangiaceae. Gene Ontology annotation, molecular function: ATP binding; protein kinase activity. The coding region runs from base 1 to 2946 and encodes 981 amino acids. Gene Ontology annotation, biological process: protein phosphorylation. The transcript has 13 exons.
AUGAAUUGUCAAUCCCCCUGCACCACUUUCUUACCGCAAUUUGACUAUGGAAUUAGUCGAAAUACGUUGUUCCUUCGUCACAACGAUACCCUCCAUCUCCUCGUGCCCGCCCGUGGCUUCUUAAAGAACGACAGUGGUCUCCAAGUGAUCGAAGCACACCCUCGCAAAGGUUACGCAAUGGUUGUGCAAGCUCCACAAUUGGAAGUCCAGGAUCUGGACUUUGAGCCAUUCUCGAACACCUUUUCUGGUUUGUUUGGCGGGCUUCCGUUCGCCCUAAAUGAUCAGAAUUCUCCGGACUUUGACCGCGCUACGUAUGAAACGAGCUACAAUACCCAUAACUAUACGAAUUUGUCUGUGUGGGAUGAUGAUGACAUCGAGGAAAUUAUGAUGAUCAUGCCCAAAAAAUUCCCCUCGACGCUUUCUACGAUACCAGAGGACCUGGAACCGACCUUAGCUAUCACACAUCCCCCUGCGCUGUCUGAUUUUGAAAUUCUCCAGCCUCCUCAAGUCACUCGCAAAUUGAUUACGACAACCCAUUGCCGGAACCGUAGCACAGGGAAGCUUUUCACUCUCAAAUCCAAGCGGGUGGACUCUCAGGCAGUUUCCCGGUGGCCUGAACAUUUUUUCUUGGAAUAUAUGCGCGAUUUUCCCUCGACCCAGGUUCGAACUGUAUUCAUCCCAUAUCUACAUGCGGUGUUUCAAGAGGGGGAGCAGAUGUAUCUGGUUUUGUUUUAUAUGCUGAUUAAAGCGGCCUGGAAGGAUCCCGAACCUACGCUCACCUUGCGUGGUCUUGUUAGUAGGCAUGAUGGCUUUCUGGUAGCGGAAGUCGUUCUGUUCUACGCUUCCGAAAUCGCAAUGGCGAUUUCUACCCUCCACUCUGCAGGUAUCAUGCACAGGGAUUUGAGUCCCUUGAACGUGAUGAUCGAUGGCGAAGGACACAUCCUUUUGACGUGUUUUGAAUGUGCGGAAUUCUUCGGUCCCUCACGGAGCUUCUUGAGUGGAAAUAGGCUCGUGGCAGAGUCGGAAACCAAGGAUUAUCAUGCUCCCGAGAUCUUGCUGGGAUGGGGACACGAUUCGACUGUGGAUUGCUGGGGUUUUGGGAUGCUUUUGUAUUUCAUGUUACUUGGGACGCACCCCUUUGACGUUGUUGAAGCCGACGACCAUCAACUACACAAGGAAAAGAUUCUGCAGGGCUCAAUACCGUCCGAGAUGCUCUGCACUGUUGAGUUUAGAGCCAGGGAUUUGAUCUUGAAGUGUUUGGAACGGAAUCCUGUUGGGCGGCCCGACAUUGAAAGGAUCAAGGAACAUCCAUACUUUUCACGAACAUCCUGGGAGGUGGUGGCUUCGAAACGUAGCGAAGUGCCUAUUGUCCCACAAUCUAACAGCGGCCGAACUAUAAACGAGACGAACACGUUGAAGAGAGCUGCGUCUUUGACACCUUUCAGGUCGACCGUGUUGGACUCAAAUCCUUCUCUGAUCGACUGGAAGACCCAGACGAUCAUUCCUCAGCUUCCUGAGAUUUUCCAGUCUUCGAUGUCGAUUCUGCCCAUCCAUGAAAACGAUUCUUUCUCUCCCAUACCCGCUCAAGCGUCGUGUGUAGAAGAUGCUGGAUUGGACGAAGAAGAGGGCACAGAGGCCAACUCUACCGAGCGCAGAGCACGUUUCUGGGAUGCGUUCGACAGGGAGCUCGAGGGUUCCUUGGACACGAACAGAAACGUCGACCGUGGAUCAGUCAUCUCGGUGAACAUCAUUUCUGGGCCUACGAAGCUACGCCGUCAGAAGUCCCUGAUCUAUCCCCAGCAACUCUUAGCAAGCUUGAGCACGACGUCCCUCCAGAUACAGCACAAACUUCGGAAGAGGAGGAUGGCGAAGAGUAAGACCAAGUCAACGAGUGCUUUGCGGCGACAAGAGCUACAGGAGCUCGACUUGCCGGUUGGAAUUGAGCAAAUCGGUAGUGGCAUUGGGUUCACUUAUAAUUUGCCCGUUGUCACGGUGUCGAGCAAGGCUUCGAUCUGUACCUCAGUGCCGAGAACGUGCUAUGGGAGGGCGUUACAGCAACUCGGGCUUGGUGUUGGUCUUGGGUUUGAUAACGGCAACAGGAGCAUCAAGAGGCACGGGUGCGCAAAGAGAACGAGCAAGAUUAGGACGCAAGAGGGGGGACAGCGGCAAGAGAGUAAGAAGCCAGAAGAUUCGAGUUCGAGGCAGCAGCAAGAUUCGAGCUCGAGGGAGAAACAGCAGGAUUCGAAUACGGUCGAACAGCAAGAUUCGGAUUCGAGGGAGCAGCAAGACUCGAAAUCGAGGCAACAAGGUUCCAAACCGGAGCAGCAGCAAGGAUUGAAGUCAAACUCAACGAGGAGGUUUUUGAAGGAGAUGUAUAGGUGCCCAAGCUGGAUUUUGUCUACUCCUUUUGGUGUCCCGUCUCCCUUGGCCCUUACGGUUGCGACCUCUGGGAAUGAAGCUGCUAACGUCGGAUUGAAUGGGGACUUAGAUCCGGCCUCGGAGAUCCUGUUGGACAUAGCUGCGCCAACACCAGCGGACGGUGUGUCGGUUCAUUCAAUUUUAACCUGGGAUUCGACGUGGGACGGAGACUUACACUUCGACGCGACAUCUCCUGUGGCUAAUCUGGAUGCGACAUCUUCUGGUUCAAGCUCAGACGCGACAUCUCCUAGGCCAGGCUUAGAUGCGGCCUCUCCAGGCUCAAGCUCAAAUGUUACUUCUCCAGGUUCAAGCUCGGACCCAACCUCGCCCGCGUCUCUCUCACAAAACUCGGAUGACGACACUGGCCCUUUCACACCUAUGACGAUCGCGUGUGCUGAGGAAGCGAGUGUUCCGAAAUCUGUUGAAUUGGCGGUGGACGGCGAUGGACACAUGGAUGUGGUCGAUCUGGAGUCGACGUUGCGGCUGGUCACCUCGUCAGGACUUCGUUUAUCUUUUCUCGGCGCGUGA